Molecule: messenger RNA, 1293 nt
Organism: Tribolium castaneum (red flour beetle)
Lineage: Eukaryota; Metazoa; Arthropoda; Insecta; Coleoptera; Tenebrionidae
Product: retinol dehydrogenase 12
Exons: 5
Coding region: 313-1293 (326 amino acids)
Source: RefSeq, a predicted model, not a curated record
UCCAGUGCUCCAUCAAUUCCCACGUGAUGUUAAUUAAAUUUAACGAGAAAAUAAAUAAAAUAACUAAUUCCAAAGUUAUAAGCUGCGGUCAGGAAUCGAAUAAUCUCAAAUCUUAAUAAACGCAAACAAAUUUGGUCGCCUCUUUAUAUCGUUAGAACUACCUUUGGCACCUGUGUACAUGAGAACUACAGUACCAGGAGUGAAAUUUUCACCAUUGUGGUGCAAAAAGCCUCUCUUGAUAUGUUUACUGUUAAGGACAAGUGAUAAGUGAUAACUCUUAUCACCUGUUUCAAAGCAAAUAGUUGAAAAAAUAUGUGGAAAUACAUCGCGGGUACAGUCGUCGUAGGUUCAGUAACUUACGGUCUAUAUCGAUAUUUCGCUGGAGGUGUCUGUAAAUGUACAGCGCGACUGGACGGUUUAGUCGUGGUCAUAACAGGUGGAAACUCUGGAAUUGGUAAAGCCCUAGCCGUAGAAUUGGCCCAAAGAGGUGCGACUCUUGUUCUUGCAUGCAGAGACGUCGAAAAAGGUAUCAACGCAAAAAAAGACAUUCUACUAAGUUUGAAUAAUAAAAACGUGAAGAUAUUUGUGAAACGACUGGAUCUUGCCUCAGUGAGCAGCAUUUUGAAAUUUUCGGAAUCUCUAAAGUGCGAAUUUAGCGAGAUUUAUGCAUUGGUUAACAAUGCUGGGAUUUUUUACCACCCACACACAGUAACAGAGGAUGGGUAUGAAAUAACAUUCCAGACUAAUUACUUAGGCCAUUUUAUCUUAACGCACAAUUUACUCACCUUGUUGAAAAAAGCGGACCAUUCCCGCAUUGUUAACGUGACGUCUGAAGCCCACAGAUUAGUAAACGUUUAUGACUUAAACGCCAUCACAAAAUCACAAACUGAGUUUCGGUCGCAUUUAGUCGCUUAUGGAGUGACCAAACUCGCGUUAAUUUUAUUUACGCGCUACUUAUUCAAGAAAUUGUCAAACACGAACAUAAUAGUGAACGCUGCUAAUCCAGGCAACGUGGAAACGAGCCUUUUCCGGUACUUCCCCUUCCUGAGCAAUAAGUUCUUGUACGGCCUUCAGUGGCCAAUCAGACAAAUCGUCGUCAAGAGCCCCCGACAAGGGGCCCAAACCAUUUUGCACUGUUUGUUGACUUCAAACAGGACAACUGGGCAGUAUUACAGUGACUGCAAAUUGUCUUUGCCAAGCCCUCUCGCUUUGGACGAUAAGCUUGCCAAGGAUUAUUAUGAACUCACUUUGGAGAUACUAGGCGAUAGGUUUAGCACAGAGUCUGAGUGUUAA